Molecule: messenger RNA, 808 nt
Organism: Paramecium sonneborni
Lineage: Eukaryota; Ciliophora; Oligohymenophorea; Peniculida; Parameciidae
Source: the annotation of a GenBank genome assembly
AUGAUGGAUGACAAUGUUGUGCCUUCAAGCAUAAUCAAAUUACUAUAUGAUAAAAGUUAGGAUAAGAAACAAUAAGGAUGUUAAUAAUUAAGAUUAUUAGUUCAAUCUUAUGCAAUAAAUGGAAAAGAAUUGUUAAUUAAAUAAAUAAUAGAAACUUUAAAAAUAAAAUUUACAACUUCAUCUUAAUUGUACUUAAAAAGAUAGGGAAUGUAUGCAAUAUAAACGGUGGCAGAAAUAUUAGUGAAAGAAGUAAUUGGAAUAUUGAUAAAUAGUAUCCAUAAUUAGCUGAGAGAUGCGUUAAAGAUUUAACAUCACCAAUUUUAGAAUGUUUAAAUGAUAAAGAAGAUAAGGCUAGAUAAUAUGCAGUUGAAUGCUUACUACAAUUAACAAAGAUAAUGAGAACAAUGAUACUUUUGAAUUUUAAUGAGAUAUUUGAUUAUUAAUUAGGUAGAUCAGCAGAAUAAGAUAGUUAAAUUGUUUAAGCAAUGCUUUUGUUGGAUGCUCAACUAAAAACUCAAGUAUAAAUAGCUGUUUAGGAGAAACUUAAUGACCCUGGAAAACAAUGCUAUUUUAACUUAAACUCUUUUAUGAUUUAGUUAUAAAGUAAAUUGAAGACAAGAGUAACUUAUGUUAGAUAAUUUCUACUUGGAUGGAUUAAAGUUUUAAAUCAAUGUCAUAAUAAUGAUUUAUACAUUUAUUUUCCAAUGAUUUUAGAAGGUAUAUUUAUGAUGUUAGGAGAAUCAAACAAGUAAAAUAAAACAAUAAAAUUAGGGAAGAUCAUAGUGGUGCUGAUGUUUCAAUAUUUUGA